CACCGUUGCUAUAUGCAAAUCGAUCGUCAGCGGACAAUUUUGAGAAGGAGCCAAAGGAAUUCGAAUGAAUCCUUAAGUCAGGCAGCAAUAUACGGUUUUAUAUGUUUGACUUUUAGCAGUGUUUUCGGCCCCUAGUUAAUAUUAAUGUUUUAUCCUUCCCGAACCAGUUUGUUUGCCUUUGUUGUCCUCGUUGCUGGUCUAUACUUCGUCGAUCGUAACACAAUGGAAGAAGACAAGUUUGCUAUCAAUGUGGAGUGGUAUGAUGAAAUAUCUUCACUUGUGCGUCCAUUCAUGCUGUUUUACUUCCCUUCCGACAGAACUGUUGAAAUGUAUGACAGUAAACAGAAGAAAACCUUCUUGAAGAGAUCGUUCUGCGAAACAGUUUCAGAAAUGGAUUUGUAUAUUGGAAACAAAGUUUCCGUGUUCGGAAGGGAAUUGAAAGUUAUUGAAUACCUUGACGAAGCAACUCGAAAUGAGUUGACACGGAAAUCUGAAAGGACUUACGCCAUGCUCAAACCAGAAGUCAUCCCAAAGAUGGGAAAUAUUUUAUCAUUUAUUGAAGGAAAGGGAUUCAAGUUCAACAGAAUGAUGCUGACAAAAAUCAGUGCCACAAGGGCAGCAGAAUUCUACAAAGAACACCUUGGUCGUCCAUUUUAUGAAAAACUUGUCAAUUACAUUUCUUCUGGCCCUGUGCUCGCCAUGGAGCUUUUAGCACCAUCAGCCGUAAGAUAUUGGCGAGUAAAUUUGGGACCUACUGAUCCUGCUGUGGCCCGCAGCGAUGCCCCUAAUACAGUGCGAGGCUUGUUUGGUACAGAUACCACAUAUAAUGCGGCCCAUGGUUCAGAUUCUCCAGAAGCUGCUGCCAGGGAACUUAAUUUGAUAUUCAACAAUCUGAGUAGCCACUACGAGCCUUCGUAUAUAAAAACUCUGUGCCUUGUAAAGCCCCACGUUCUUCAAGAAGGGAAACUAGGUGCUCUCAUUACUGCCAUCCAAGAAAAUAACUUCAGAAUAUCUAGUCUAAAGCUACAGAGAAUGCCCUUAGCUGAUGCUGAUCAGUUCUUUCUGGCUUACAAAGGAGUUUGGGAUGAUUAUCCGGCGCAAAUCAAACAUUACAGUUCAGGUCCAUCUGUGGCAUUGAGUAUUGACUCCGACGUGAAUACUUUUCGAGAGUUUGUUGGUUCAUUUGAUCCGAAUACUGCAGGAAAAUUGCAGCCUUCAUCUUUGCGUGCACGUUUUGGCUAUGACACGAUUCACAACGCCAUUCAUUGCACUGAUCUCCCUGACGAUGGAGUUCGAGAGGUUGAGUUCUUUUUCAAGGAUGGGGGCAGUUUCCAGUAGAAGAAAACCCGAAAAUACAUUUUUAAAAAAAGAAGAAAAUAAAAAACCAGCAUCAUAAAUGGGUUGACCACAGCAGACCUUACUCGUGAAGGGUAACGAGGAAA
Messenger RNA from Daphnia carinata, 1442 nucleotides. RefSeq names its product nucleoside diphosphate kinase 7-like (gene nmdyn-D7). Bases 145 to 1338 code for a protein of 397 amino acids. NCBI's taxonomy places the organism in Eukaryota, Metazoa, Arthropoda, Branchiopoda, Diplostraca, Daphniidae. The transcript has 10 exons. Gene Ontology annotation, molecular function: nucleoside diphosphate kinase activity. The record is from RefSeq and is a predicted model, not a curated record. Gene Ontology annotation, biological process: CTP biosynthetic process; UTP biosynthetic process; GTP biosynthetic process. Gene Ontology annotation, cellular component: centrosome.